AUGGACCUACGUCAGCAGAAUCAGAUGCGGAACGACUUGAUCAGAGCCCGAACCCAAGUCUGGAGUCUGAGGUGCGAGCGGAACGCAGCCAAAACCAAGAACCAGUCCCUGCAAAACGAGGUCCACGAAGCCAAAGACGAGAUCCGGACUUUGAUGGUUACUUUACAAGACUCUGACACCGACGUGGAAGAAGGCAAGUACACCAUUGCGAUGCUGACGUAUGAGCGCGACAAGUUACGCAACGAGGUCCAGAGAAGGCCGCCAGAGGACAUCAAGGGCCUGCGAGCACAGCGGGAUGAGCUUCGCCGCAAGCUGCACAAGUCGAGCAAGCUACUCGAUGUCAAGGGGGCGGCCGUCGAGCAGUGCCGCAAAGAUCUAACCGCAUACAAGAUCAGCAUCUCCUCCGCAAACCACGAGCAGGACCAGAUCCCCGACAACGAGAUUCAGAGCAAGUUUGAGAGCAUGUUCUACGCACUUCAAGACGUUGCGGUCUCGGCGACGCGUGGUUCAAAGCUCGGUACGUCUCGCUCUUCGAGCCAAAGCAUGCCGUCCAACCAUGUGUCAGAUACCUCGAAGCUUCCGGAGACUGCACAGAAGUGGCUUGACGCCCAAGUGACGAAUACUAGGCACCUGCCCAAGCGAUACUGGCCAUACAUCAUCAUUAUACUGAUGUCUCGAGCAAUCUUCUCAUGCUUCGCGCCUCAGUACUAUUUCGGGCUGUCUUCCCGACCUACGAUCAGUGCGGCAACAACGCUUGCCUCGACUAUGAAAGUUAUCCGUUUGCUCGAGCACACCGGCAAAUUUUGGGCUGACGGGUUAUUAGGAUCCGAGGCUCAGGCCAGACCAUGGCUGAAGGCUACUCGCGCAAUACUCUCUGACAUCAACUCUGAUGCUCUGCGUAAGUCCGACGACGCAUUUGUUGACAGUAUCGUACGCGAAUUGCAGGACAUCUUUCGCACUGCUAUGCCCUCAAGCUGGAAGAAUACUAUCGAGAAAGGCCUUCGGAAGAUAUGCGCCGACGCACUUCAGCUGAUGGCGAAGCUGCACUCUUCGAAGCCACUAUUCGCUUUCGAGUUCAUUCCAAUUAAGUCUCCAGCGGGAUGUCCUCAUAUCUUCGAUCCAAAAUGGAUGCACAGUAUCUCUGCUGACGAAGAUGAGCUGGCGGGGAGGCCGCUGCAAGUCUUGGUCUUUCCAGCAGUCCUCAAAUACGGCAAUGAGUUUGGGCAAGCCCAGGAUAAGAUGACCAUUAUCUCACGAGCGAGGGUGCUUCUCAACGAUGAGCAUCGCGGUGUGCGCGGCGGUAUUCUGAAGGAAGUCUCUUCUUCACGGUCUGGUAGAGCAGGAGAAUGGGCUACCAGCGACCGUGGUGGGCUGGAGCCGAGCUGGUCGAGCGGUGCAAUGGUGGAGGAGGGACAGAAGUUCGAGAUCCAAGUCAUGGAGGUGUGCUUCAGAUGGAAAUGCACAUGUCGAGACAAGACUUGCAAUGCGAUCACAACGCCUGGCUUUGCUCUGUACUACAUGAUGCGAGCGAGGGUUGCGUACACACUGCACAGCACAAAUGACGUUGUGCUUAAACACCUUCAUUUCUUGCUCUCGAUCGCGUUCGAGGUCAUGCAGUCAUCUCCUGCGGCGCUCUUCGCUGCAAGCGUUGCAGCCAUUGGACAGAAGUCGACAGUCAAUUUCAAUGGCACCGGCAUGCUUCUUGGCUCCAGCAACGCCGCUGUACAGAUCAUGGUCGAGCAGGAUGACUGGCCAGCUGUGCUUCGAGUGUGUGAUGAUGUGGCAAUGGACUUCGGCCGUGUCACGGGCGUCAACGGCACGGUAUCAUUGAUCAAUAACGGCACAGCACCUUCUCUCAACUCUAGCAUGAUCUACAAUACCACUGGACGGACUUCACACCAGAUGGGACAGGCUUCAUAUGGCAGCAAAGGCGGCGUAAUGAUUGCAGGCACCAUCGGCAAUUCUAGCAUAAUCGACUGUCUCAUCCAGGAGGGCAAGAUUGAUGUCAGCGCAGUAUCUGGUACAUGGGAGGCUUAUGUCUCGGUGAUGGUGGCCAAUCCAAUUCCUGGAGUAGCACAAGCUAUGGUCAUUGCAGGCUCAAAUCGUAGAGGCACAAUCUACGGUCUCUACAGUGUCUCGGAGCAGAUUGGUGUAUCUCCAUGGUACUACUUUGCCGACUCUCCGCCGCAAAAGCACGACAAGGUCUACGCUACGAACACAACAGCUGUACAAAAGUCACCAUCUGUGAAGUACAGAGGCUUCUUCUUGAACGACGAGGCGCCGGCACUGACAGGCUACAUUAUGGCGAAGUUCCCACCAUCGCCUUGGGGCCCUGGCUUCAACGCCGACUUUUACAAGACUGUCUUCGAGCUUCUGCUUCGUCUCCGAGCCAACUAUCUGUGGCCAGCACAAUGGAACAGCAUGUUCGAUGUCGAUGAUGCACGAUCUCAACCACUCGCCGACGAGUACGGCAUCGUCAUGGGCACUUCUCAUACUGAGCCGAUGAUGCGCGCAACCAAGGAGUGGAAUGUAUUCGGCAAAGGCGCUUGGCAGUGGAACACGAAUAACCAGUCAAUCUAUCCUUUCUUCGUAGAGGGAGUUCAGCGCUCGAAGCCGUACGAGGGCGUGCUUACCAUGGGUAUGCGUGGCUCUGGUGACACUGCAUUGGGCUCAGGUAUCGAGACCGCUUUGCUGGAAAGUGUUGUGGCUGCUCAGACGGAGAUCCUGGACAAUCUUUGGGGAAACGUUUCGGUCCAGGACCCAAACAUCGUCCCUCAGAUGUGGUGCUUGUACAAGGAAGUGCAGGGAUACUAUCAAGCUGGCAUGCGAGUACCGGACUACAUCACUCUUCUAUGGACGGAUGAUAACUUUGGAAGUGAGUAUACAACGCUAUCCCACGUUCCGAUAAGUACUAAUCUCAUCGCAGACAUUCGACGACUACCACUAACCAACGAGACCGACCGUGUCGGCGGAGCUGGCGUGUACUACCACUUCGACUACGUCGGAGACCCUCGUGACUAUAAGUGGAUCAACACUGUACAGCUCCAGAAGACUUGGGAGCAGAUGCACUUGGCCUAUGAGCGUGAUGCGCGAACUAUCUGGGUGGUCAAUGUUGGCGACUUGAAGCCUCUUGAGCUGCCAAUCAGCCACUUCUUCGAUAUCGCGUACGACAUGGAAGCCUAUGAUGAGGCUAGUGUGCCUACAUGGCUCGAGAGCUGGGCGGCGCGAGAGUUUGGACAGUCGGUCGCUGCACAGACAGGUGCACUUAUGAACAAUUAUAGCAUUGCGGCAGGACGACGCAAGUUCGAACUUGUGGACCCCACGACGUACAGCCAAAUCGACUACAGCGAAGCGGAUCGAGUUCUCGCAGAGUGGCAAGCUAUGCAGUCAGUUGCUCAGAGCAUCUACGACAGUCUUCCAGCGGCGAUUCAGCCUGCUUUCUUUGAGAUGGUCUAUCACGCAGUGACAGCAGCCACCACCUACUACGACAUCAUGAUCACUGUGGCGAAGAACAACCUGUACGCCUCGCAAGGCCGUAAUAGUGCGAAUGCUUUGGCACAACACGCACUCGAUCAGUUCGCACAUGACCACCAGCUGAGUGUGCAAUACAACAGCCUCCUCGGCGGAAAGUGGGCGCACAUGAUGGACCAAACACAUAUUGGCUACCAAUACUGGCAACAGCCAAUGCGUCAAGCCCUCCCUGGCUUGCAGUGGGUCGCCAACCUGGAGCGAGAUCUUGCUGGCGAUAUGGGCGUCUCCAUCCAGAACAGCAAUGCAACAGUGCCGGGUGAUGACAUGUACCACACACUCUCGUCUGAAGUCCUCACCUUCACAAAUUUCGACCCCUAUGGCGUCAGCAGCCAAUACAUCGACAUCUUCAACAUGGGCACCAAACCCUUCAGCUGGAAGCUCUCCGCCAAUGCAAGCUUCGUCAGCUUCUCUCAGGCAUCUGGACAGCUCUCGACCAACGGCUCAACCGAUGCCAGAGUCUACGCCACGGUUGACUGGUCGAAGUGCCCUCCAGGCAGCGGUAUGGUUCUCAUCAACAUCACUGCUUCAGAAGCGCAGUCUACUAUGUACGACCAGCAGACACUGUACGGCACGCAGUACUCGAUGCCACAAUUGAUGCUACCAUACAACCAUACUGUGUUACCCUCGAACUUCACAAACGGCUUCGUCGAGUCAGACGGUCAUAUCACCAUUGAGCUCGAGCACUGGAGCAGCAAGACAUCCGCCAACGCAAGCGCUCUUGACUACAAAGUCAUCCCUGGCCUCAGUCGUACGCUAUCGGGCGUCACGCUCUUCCCCGUCACGGCUGCCUCGCAGUCUACCUCUUCGGGACCAAUGCUUGAGUAUGACCUCUACACUUUCUCGCCGAGUGUGGCAGCUGGUGUACUGAACAUCACCAUCGCCACCACUACAUCGCUGAAUACCAUUCCUGAUCGCCCACUGAAGUACGCCAUUCAACUCGACAACCAAACACCAAAGACUGUGCAGUACAUCAUCGAUCAGCCAGCUGGUGCCAAUCCCACGGGCUGGCUCACGGCAGUGGCCAAUAGUGCGUGGACCAGCACGAGCAACUUCACUUACUCAGGUCCUGGUGCGCACAAGCUGAAAAUUUGGGCGCUGGAGCCUGGUCUUGUGCUCAAUACGGCGUGGGUGAAUCUGGGUGGUAUCAGGCCAAGUUAUCUUGGGCCACCAGAGAGCUACCGCGUUGUCUGA
Molecule: messenger RNA, 4722 nt
Organism: Recurvomyces mirabilis
Lineage: Eukaryota; Fungi; Ascomycota; Dothideomycetes; Mycosphaerellales; Teratosphaeriaceae
Exons: 4
Coding region: 1-4722 (1573 amino acids)
Source: RefSeq, a predicted model, not a curated record